AUGACCAACUUGUUCAAUUAUGUUGCAAGUUUGUAUCCUUAUUGCAUGUUUUAUUAUGUGAUGCUUAUUGAUAAAGAUGUCAUGCUUCUUCAUAUUCCAUUCCAUGGAUGGAUGCUCAACUUGUUUAGUUAUGUCGAAAGGGAUGAAGGAUGUGAGAAUGAUGUCUUGAUGGGCUCACUAAAGUCAAAAUCCAAGGAUCACUUCACCCUCGACGGGGUCUCGCUCUCCGAGACCGAAGAUCUAUCGGAAUUCUACCAAAAGUAUGUUGGGUCCAGGAUUGAGGGAGUGAGAUUGGGGGCUAAAUGCACUAUCAUGAUGUAUGGGCCCACGGGAUCGGGUAAGAGCUACACGAUGUUUGGGGGGAUGAAGGAGCCCGGGAUUGUGUAUCGGGCUUUGAAGGACAUGUUGAGAGCUGAGGGGGAUGAUGAGGGGGGAUUUGGGUUGGGGUUUUUUGUAAAGGUGACUGUUUUGGAGAUUUAUAACGAGGAGAUUUACGAUCUUCUUUCGGGGAAUUCGAAUGGGAUUGGUAUUCCGAAGGGAAGCCAGACUCCAAAGGUGAAGCUGGAAGUUAUGAGCAAAAAAGCAAAGAAUGCAAGUUAUAUCUCUGGGAAUGAAGCGGGAAAAAUAUCAAGAGAGGUCGCCAAAGUUGAGAAGAGGCGAAUUGUUAAGAGCACAAAUUGCAACGAACGAAGCUCAAGGAGCCACUGUUUGAUAAUCUUGGAUGUUCCAUCUGUGGGGGGGAGGUUAAUGCUUGUUGACAUGGCAGGAUCAGAAAACAUAGAGCAAGCUGGGCAAACUGGAUUUGAGGCAAAAAUCCAGACAGGUAAAAUCAACCAAGGAAACACAGCAUUGAAAAGAGUUGUUGAAUCAAUUGCAAACGGCGAUUCUCAUGUACCAUUCAGAGAUAGCAAGCUAACAAUGCUUUUGCAGGAUUCUUUUGAGGAUGACAAAUCCAAGAUUCUCAUGAUUUUGUGUGCAAGCCCUGACCCUAAAGAGAUGCACAAGACAAUAUCUACUCUCGAAUACGGGGCUAAAGCUAAGUGUAUUGUCCGUGCAGCUCACGUGUCAACUCCAAAGGAAAAGGCAAUGCCUGACGAAUCAAGCACACUCCUAAGAUCAAGAAUUGCAGCGAUGAAUCAGUUCAUCUACAAGUUGCAAAUGGAGAACAGACUCAGAGAAAAAGAACGCGAUGAUGCACAAAAAGAGGUAGCAAAGAAAGAGGAAGAGAUUCUCGCAGUUAAGUCUAAGCUUAAAGUGAUAGAAGCAAAGGUGUCAUCCCUAAAAGAAGAAGAGAUUGAAUCCAAGGUUGAGGAGAGGACCCAAAUGAUGAGAAUCGAGCUAACAAGAAUGGAAGAAAAGAUGCUGAGACAACAAGAAGAACUUAAUUCUUUAAGGCAACAGUUGGAGAAAAUUGAAUUAGAAAGGGGAAAUGCCAAUGAAGAAGCAUUAAAAGAUAUAGAUGGAGGCAAGUUCAUGAAGAAGCUAUCAGAAAUUUAUGGUGGAGAUCAAGGGAUGGAGAAAUCUAUGGAACUUGAUAUGGGGGAUUUACCAGUGACUCAUGAUGUAAUGGAAAUAAAGGAGAAUUUCCACCAGUUGAAUCCUCAAUAUUUGGGUGUUGAGGAUGAGGAGGAUAUUAAUGCUAUGAGAUUCCCUGAUAGAGUAUGUUUGAGCACUGUUUUUGAGAGGGACGAUGAAGGAGAUGAUAGAGAUAGCACUGAAAACUAUGAAGUUGAUAAGGAGGUUAUAGAAGAGAACACACCAAUGCUCAUUCAUAAUGGUGACAAUUCUAAAGAAGCAAGAAAAACGCGAAUUCAGAACAUUUUUAGGCUUUGUGGUAACUAUAGGGAGUUAUCACAACAAGUUAAAGUUAGGACUCCAACAAAGACUAAUGAAAAUGAAAAUGCUCGUGCAUCACCUUUGGGAUUGAAGGAAAGUCCAAUUUCUUCACUUCUUGCUCCACUCUCGUCACUUCACAUCGCAGAUGAGAAUAAAUGUGUUUCUCACUCUGAAACAAUAGAAAAUUUGAAGGAAAAUAGUGAGCCUGAUGGAAUGAUGGAGGUUUGUGUGAAAUGGGAAGCUUCAAAAGAAUUUGGCGGGAAAAUUAUCAAGAAGAUGAAAGUUGUGAAGGAUACCACUCUCUCUGAUUUGAGGAAGCUGAUUGAAGUUCAUCUUGAAGAGGAUAAAAACAAGCAGGCAUUCACUUUUCUACUACUUGGGGAUCCUACUGGAGCUCCAGUCACCAAAGAAAAAGAAGCAACAGUUCCAGUCUGCAAAUUGCCAAUUUGCAACAACCUAUCAAGCACUCAUCUCGCCUGCCUACGUCCGAUCAAGAAAUCAGCAAAUCGGCCAAAUCAUGCUCCAUUUACUUCUCUGGAGAAUACACUUCCAAUUGCUGGACACGUCUAGUCGAAGUCUCUGACACGGGUUGUGCAUGUUGUUUUAGCCAGUCAUAUAAAUCUUAUUGUAUUUCUGGAUGUAUUUCGUGCAUAGCUGUCAAUGAAAUUCGUGGGUUGCUACUAGUACUUUUGACAGUUAUAGUUAAAGAUGUGUUCAAACUAGUAUUUUGCA
This is a messenger RNA of Asparagus officinalis (garden asparagus), 2568 nucleotides long. RefSeq names its product kinesin-like protein KIN-10A. The record is from RefSeq and is a predicted model, not a curated record. Gene Ontology annotation, biological process: microtubule-based movement. Gene Ontology annotation, molecular function: microtubule motor activity; ATP hydrolysis activity; microtubule binding. NCBI's taxonomy places the organism in Eukaryota, Viridiplantae, Streptophyta, Magnoliopsida, Asparagales, Asparagaceae. The coding region runs from base 1 to 2406 and encodes 801 amino acids. The transcript has 8 exons. Gene Ontology annotation, cellular component: microtubule; kinesin complex.